AUGAUAAUAAAUAUUAAUGUGCAAGAAGACAUUUCUGAUCUGUAUCUAAAGCAGCCACCAUCCAUAUUCAAACAGCUGAGAUCGUUUUCAUAUAAAAACCUUCUUGAGCUUGUGAGAACACUUACCAGCAUCACCAUACUUACGCUCUUUCUCCUGUCUGGAUACAGCACACUUAAAGGCAUCUAUGCUGUGGACAGAGUUGAAUUCUACAACAUUCUCCUGCUCUUUGCGUCUACCGCGCUUGUUGUAUCUGUAAAGUUUCUAACUCGCAAGAAAACUUCUUCAAAUGCUAGAGUCUGUGAGAAGAUGUUUCUUCCCAUUAUGCUGUCGCUACUUAUUACUAGCGCUGGCAUAUCCAUUGGUCAGUCCUGGAUCUUUUUUUUACUCACAAAUACAAUUGUGCAAGACAGUGACUAUCCUCUAAUUCUGCUGAGCCAUUUGAUUAUGUUUUCUUUGCCGUCUUUUCAAUGCUUCGCAAAGCAUGCUAACUUUAUAAGGCUUUUUCCAGGCAUUCUUUCUUUUAUCGCCAUAGCAGAGAACAGAAUUGGCAAAUAUAGAAAAGAGAAUGUACUUAUUUUCAAUCAGUCUCUUUCAAUAACUGGAGCCACAGCGUGUCUGCUUGUUAUUCUGACUGUUUUGUGCCCAUUGGUUCGAAUCUAUCUGGAGGAAUUUAGACAGUAUCGUUAUAUAUAA
Nematocida ausubeli is the source of this 693-nucleotide messenger RNA. RefSeq lists its product as uncharacterized. NCBI's taxonomy places the organism in Eukaryota, Fungi, Microsporidia. Bases 1 to 693 code for a protein of 230 amino acids. The record is from RefSeq and is a predicted model, not a curated record. The transcript has a single exon.